AUGAUGAAGUACACACAAAGCUGGUGCCAGACGCCCCCCUCUGUCACAGUGCGGAUCAAGCCCACCACCGCCCGCACGUUGCAGCUCAAGAGAAACCUUUGGCUAAAGAGGCCCAAUUCGCAAGACGCCCAGGGCCCAGCAGGAAAGGCCUCCAAUGGCAGGGGCCAGCGGGAGCCCACCCGAGUCAAACUGUCCUGGGGACCCACACUUGUCAUUCACCGUCAGGAGAUGGCAGCGUUUUUCAAGCUGUUCGAUGAUGAUCUGAUACAGGAUUUCCUUUGGAUGGACUGUUGUUGUAAAAUCACAGACAAGUAUUUGCUGGCCAUGACGUUUGUCUACUUCAAGAGAGCUCGCUUUAGCAUCAGUGAGCACACCAGAAUGAACUUCUUCAUCGCUUUAUAUCUGGCAAACACCAUGGAGGAGGAUGAGGAGGAGAGCAAGUAUGAAAUCUUCCCCUGGGCACUUGGUAAGAACUGGAGGAAGCACUUCCCAGGGUUCCUCAAGAAGAGGGACAAGCUGUGGGCACGCAUCGAGUAUCGAGCUGCUGUCAGCCGGCGCUGCUGUGAGGAGGUGAUGGCCAUCGUACCCUCUCACUUCCUGUGGCAGCGGGAAAGGGCAGAGCACCACAGCGGGGCACAGAGGCAGUACGGGGACAGGGACGAGGUGCAGAUGCCCCGUGGCCCCUCUGCCUCGCCCGCUCGCUGCGCCCUCUGCACAACCACCUGCUCCCGCCUGGACCUGGCGCUCUCCGCCUCCUCCUCCACCAGCUCCUCCCCUCUGGCCCUAAGUAGCUCUCUAUCACAGGAGACCACGCCCCACAGGGGCCCUGCUCUUCCACAGGCCUGCAGGAGGCCUGAGACCCAGCGCCCCUGCUGCUGCAUGGACACCGCCCCUUGGAAGUGCUGCUGCUCUCCAGGUAAUGAGGACAUCUGUGGAGCAGGACAGGACACCUCCAUGGACUGGAUUAAUGAGGAAUAG
Molecule: messenger RNA, 978 nt
Organism: Megalops cyprinoides (Indo-Pacific tarpon)
Lineage: Eukaryota; Metazoa; Chordata; Actinopteri; Elopiformes; Megalopidae
Gene: spdya
Product: speedy/RINGO cell cycle regulator family member A
Exons: 6
Coding region: 1-978 (325 amino acids)
Biological process (GO): positive regulation of cyclin-dependent protein serine/threonine kinase activity
Molecular function (GO): protein kinase binding
Source: RefSeq, a predicted model, not a curated record